Molecule: messenger RNA, 1762 nt
Organism: Ipomoea nil (Japanese morning glory)
Lineage: Eukaryota; Viridiplantae; Streptophyta; Magnoliopsida; Solanales; Convolvulaceae
Product: autophagy-related protein 18c-like
Exons: 5
Coding region: 234-1493 (419 amino acids)
Biological process (GO): nucleophagy; autophagy of mitochondrion; protein localization to phagophore assembly site
Cellular component (GO): phagophore assembly site membrane; extrinsic component of membrane; cytosol
Molecular function (GO): phosphatidylinositol-3-phosphate binding; phosphatidylinositol-3,5-bisphosphate binding; protein binding
Source: RefSeq, a predicted model, not a curated record
UCGGAUUAUAAUCAUUCCUCAAACGUGUCCACAAUCAGAGACGGAAAGACCUCGCAUCCCUCCCUCCAAUUCGGGUACUCUCUCUCUCCUAGAAGGCUUCGCAUUCGCUCUUCGUUUCAACCGAUCAUCGUCGCAGAGAUCUGGCGACGACUAUUCACUGUGAAAUCUCAGUCCCAUCGCGGACCUUCAACUUCAGCUGUUCAAGAUUUCUAUAUCUUCUGGUGGCAUUCUAAAUGUCUACUCUGUCUUCUCCAACGAGUUCAACUUUGUCAACGUCUCGAGGGAUAAUUCCCCCAGCUGGCUUUGGUGCAUAUGAAGAUUCAAUGAGUGCGGCUCCUGGACCUUUUGGCAAUACUCAAUCAGAGUCUAGUGACACUGAUGAAACUGAGUUGCAUUCUGUAUCAUGGAACCAGGAUUACAGUUGCUUUGCUGCUGGCACAAGUCGAGGUUUUCGUAUAUAUAACUGUGAUCCCUUCAAGGAGACUUUCAGACGUGAUAUCAAAAGUGGAGGCUUUGGGAUUGUUGAAAUGCUAUUCCGUUGCAAUAUUUUAGCACUCGUUGGUGCUAGAACCAAUUCUCAAUAUCCUCCAAACAAAGUUAUUAUUUGGGAUGAUCAUCAAAGCAGGUGCAUUGGUGAGUUUUCGUUUAGGUCUGAGGUUCGUGCUGUGAAACUACGACGGGAUCGCGUUGUUGUUGUUCUUGAGUACAAGAUAUAUGUCUACAAUUUUAUGGAUCUAAAACUUCUUCAUCAGAUAGAGACUUUUGAGAAUCCUAGGGGGCUUUGCUGCCUGUCACACUACUCAAAUACAUCAGUAUUGGCUUGUCCAGGCCUUCGACGAGGACAAGUUCGUGUUGAGCAUUUUGGCCUGAACAUGACAAAAUUAAUCAAGGCUCAUGAUUCUCAGGUAGCAUGCUUAACCUUGACAAUGGAUGGGCUUCUUCUUGCCACGGCUAGCACCAAGGGCACUUUGAUAAGAAUUUUCAAUACAAUGGAUGGGACUCAGUUGCAAGAGGUACGCAGAGGUGUAGACAAAGCCGAUAUCUACAGUAUAGCACUGUCACCAAAUGUUCAGUGGUUGUCGGUUUCUAGUGACAAAGGUACUAUUCAUGUAUACAGCCUAAGAGUGCGAAUUGUUGGGGAGGAUGUUGCAACUGAUAGCAGCACUGUUGGAAAUCAAGCGCUGUUGUAUCAACAGCAUUCAUCAACUGCACUUGAUGCUCUUAUUUCUCCGAGCACCGGUGCCAACCCUGGCUCAUCAUUGUCUUUCAUGAGAGGGGUUUUACCAAGGUAUUUUAGCUCGGAGUGGUCAUUUGCUCAGUUUCACUUGCCAGAGUGUACCCAAUUCAUCUCUGCAUUUGGUUCUCAGAACACUGUUAUUAUCGCUGGCAUGGACGGGAGUUUCUACAGGUGUAGCUUUGACCCUGUGAAUGGAGGGGCUAUGGUGCAGCAAGAAUAUGUUUGCUUUCUGAAAACAGAGAGUAGACCUAGAUAGUGCCCAACUUCAGUCAUAUGGAAAUAUGCUUAUCAUAUCCUUCCUCUGUAUAUACAUCAUUGCCUAUUACUUUGGAUGUAGAAAAAGGAAAAAAGGUCAGAUGUUAUUGGCUGCUGAUAUAUACUUUAAUAAGUGUACAUAAUUCUUUCAGUUUUUCAAAGAUCCAAAGUGUGUAGUAGGUGUGAGACUCUCUCUAUAAGAAAUCUUGAAAUAUCGAUUCCUCUUAAAUGUAAAUAGUUACUUGGGUGCAUGCCUUCAUCUCUGACUAA